UUACUUAAUUAAAGAGUGCCAAAGUGUUGAAGUGGACUGCUAAAUAAGCCGUUGUAAGUAAUAGUUUUAAGGCGACUCCAUUAUGAAGUAAUUUGGUAGUUACAAUUUCAUGUAAAACUAACAAACUUUUAUGGUACUUAAACUACUUCAAGUGAACGCAUUUCAUUGCAGAUUAGCAUCAAGCAAAAUGCAAGAUUCACAUAAGAUUUAGAAGCAUAUGAAGUAUAUCGGUAGCUUGCAUUGCGUACAAAAUGGACUUUCUGCUUUCCACGUUACAAUUGCGCCUAGAAAGGCUAACAGAAGCAUUAAAGGGAGCCACAGAGGCCCUUAACAGUAUUGAGACUGGCGUAGCAAGGGACAGGAUAAUUGCUGUGAAAAUUAAUGUUAAUAGUAGAUUGUUAUCGCUCACAACAGAUUUAAAUAGAUAUUUGUCUGGCGCGACGGACAUCAAAGAAGAUUUCUGCAAUGAAUGUCGAGAUAUGCAAGUAAAAGCGGAGGACACGCUUACCGAAUUAGAAAUUGCGAUAAAACUAUACUGCCAUGAGGGAGAAAACAAUCAUAGAACGCGUCUACCUAAAUUAGAGUUAGGGAAAUAUAAUGGUGACAUCCUAAAAUGGAACAGUUUUUGGGAUAAAUUCGCGGCUAAUGUUGAUAGUAAGGACAUUGCCAACGUUGAGAAGCUUUCAUACUUGCUAGCGUCAUUGGAGGGACCAGCCCUUCAAGCAGUUGAGGGUCUGGAAACUACUAACUUCAACUAUCCGAUUGCGGUAGACAUUCUCAAUAGCCGCUUUGGUAAACCUACGAAGGUCAUCGAUGCUCACAAUGAUGCUUUGCAAAAUCUGCCUGUAGCGAAGGAUUCACCUGAAGAUUGUAGGCGCACUCUGAACAUUAUAGAGAAGCACCUGAGGGUAUUAGAAGCUCUAGGGGAGAAAGUUGAUGCUAGUUACCUUAGAGUUAUUGUACUUAAUAAAUUUCCAUCAAGAGUGGUAUACCAAGUGUGGCUUAUGUCAACCGAUGAUUCCUUUGAUGCAGUCCGAAAGGCUUUGGAUGCCGUAAUAACAGCCAUGGAGAGUUCAGUUGUUACAAACAUGGAGAGUUCUGUGAUUCCGGUAAAAUCCAGUGACACAACGGAGAUGAGUACACCUGCUUCAACAGCAACACUGCAAAUUGGAGCUGUAAGGAAAAGGAAAUGGCAACAAAAGAGAGAGGCAAUUUCAGCUCAACCUAAUAGGAAACGCCCUAAGAGAAUGUGCAUAUUUUGCAAUGAAGAACAUUACAGCGAGGAUUGUACCAAAUUUAACACAUAUAAGGAGAGGAUUGGCAAGCUGAAAGAUAGGUGUUAUGUGUGCUUCCAAAUAGGACACCGUGCCUCUAAGUGCACAAGAAGGAGGAAAUGUGUACAUUGCUCUAGAAUGCAUAAUAGAGCACUUUGCCGACAGAAGGUGCAGAAGGACGGCAGUAACCCAAGUAAGGACAGCGGAGGGGAGAAGUCUGAGCGUUAGACUUUUACUUGAUUCUGGAAGUCAACGAACUUAUAUUACAAACAGAAUAGCAAAAUUAUUACGAAUUAAACCUGAUGGAGAAGAUUGUUUGAUGAUUUAUACAUUUGGAUCAGAAAAGCCUAGAGAAAUGUUUUGCCCAUAUGCAACAAUAACUGUAGUGAGUAAACGUAAUGUUGAAAGACUGAUUAGAGUGAAUAUAGUUCCAUACAUCACCGCAGAGGUACCCAUGGCUAAGGUAGAGUCACCAAUGAUAGACAUCUUGGCGGACGAUGCUUCUACUGGCGCAGGCAUCGAUUUGUUGAUUGGAAAUGAUUUAUACUUCUCAUUUAUCAGGAAGAGUGUUGAUUUGGGAAAUGAUACUUUCCUAGUUGAUUCUGAUUUUGGUUGGUUCCUCGCAGGAAGUGCUACUGACAACAAGGAAGGGGACACUCUAUCAGUGGCCACAUAUUGCCAGUGCCAUGAAAUUAAUCAAGACUAUUUUACAGAACCAGAUCUUCCUCUGCGUACCAUAGAUGUCAAAUUUUUAUGGUCACUUGAGAGCAUCGGGAUAUGUGAUUCUCCAAAAACUACAUGUGAGGAAGAAGCCGUUCAGCAUUUUAACGAGACUGUCAAAUACAGUGAAGGAAGGUACCAGGUCAAGUGGCCGUGGAUAGAGUAUCCUCCAAAAUUGCCUACUAAUUUUGGACUUGCCUUUGGAAGAUUAAAGGGUGUAUUACGAAGAUCAAAUAAAGAAGUCAUGACGGAGUAUGAGAAAAUUUUAAAGGAACAGCUUGAAGCUAACAUAAUAGAAGUCGUGGAUCCUACCAUUCCUGGUGACCAUCCAGUUCACUAUCUGCCCUUUCAUAUGGUUCAACAGAAGGAUAAAAAGGGUCGGCUAGUCUAUGAUGCUUCAGCUAAGCUAAAAAACGAGAAAAGCUUGAAUGAGUGCUUAUACAGAGGUCCGAACAUGCUGGAAGACCUUACAGGAUUGAUACUGAAAUUUAGAAUUGGGAAAAUUGCUAUCACCGCCGAUGUUGAAAAGGCUUUUCUUCAAGUUGGUCUACAAGAAGAGGACAAGGAUGUAACCAGGUUUCUCUGGGUCAAAGAUUUGAAUAAGGAACUGACUGAAGACAAUAUCAUGCAAUAUAGGUUCUGCAGAGUGCCUUUUGGAGUAAUAUCAAGCCCUUUUCUCUUAGCGGCAACAAUUCGAUAUCACAUUUCAAGGACUAACAAAAGUCUUCUUCCAGUGAUAGCAGAUAAAUGUUAUGUAGACAAUUUAGUGACGUCAGUUCAAUCGAGAGAAGAGGCUCUUAAUUUGUAUGCUCAAACAACAAACUCAUUUAAAGAAUUAGGAAUGAACAUACGAGACUGGAUGUCUAAUGACAAAGAUUUUGUAGACAAAAUUCCCAAGCAAAAGAGAGCUAAACAGGAAAGUGAAAUGAAGAUCCUCGGUUUGGUAUGGAAUUUGGAAAAUGACACUCUACGGCUCAAAAUGAAUAACGAAACCUUUGAGAGCGAGAUCACAGACAGAGGCAUUACAAAGAAAGGAGUCUUGAGAGUGCUGGCACGUCUGUAUGAUCCAUGCGGCUUUGUAUCACCGCUCAUGCUACCAGGAAAACUCUUGUUCCAGGAGAUUUGCACUAGAAAGUUUAAAUGGGAUGAGAUUCUGCCUGAAGACUUGUCGACAUCAUGGAGGAGCAUAAUUGAGAAUUUAAAAGCUGUUAAGAAUGUAGAACUGCCAAGACAUGUCGCAAGUGGAUCAAAGUCAGAAUGCACGAAGUAUGAACUACAUUGCUUCACUGACGCAUCUAUGAAUGCAUAUGCAGCAGUCGUUUAUCUGCGAGUCAUAGCUGAAAAGCAAGUAUCAACUUCUUUUCUCAUGUCAAAAUGUAGAGUAACACCAGCAGAAGACAAGAGUGAUCUCAAAAUUCCUAGACUUGAAUUGCUAGGGUAUCUGAUAGGAAGUAGACUUCUGAGGUAUGUUAAAAGCCACAUAGACCUAAAUAUAUGCAAGAUAUAUUUGUGGACGGAUAGUCAAGUUGUCAUAGCUUGGAUCAAAUCAAGUAGACUACUUCCACCAUUUGUAUCGAGACGAGUCAAUGAGAUCAAGCAAAUUAAGGACAGCUUAGGUGCAGAGCUGCGCUAUGUCAACUCAAAAGAAAACCCUGCAGACAUAGCUACCAGACCAGAAUUGUGGCAUCAUAAACAGGAUCUAUGGCUCCAUGGUCCAGAUUUUCUUCUAAAAGAGCAAAGUGAUUGGCCUAAGGAGCAGAGGAAGGAAGAAAUGUGCUUGGCCGGGAGGGCUCUGGACACGGUGGAUGGUCCAGAGAUGACAAUUAAAGGCUAUGAAGACCAAGAUAAUGAUCUUAACCUUUCUGAAAUGGAGGCUAUUCCUGCAGCCACUACACUUCAUGAAAGUUUGGAUUCUAUGCAAAACCCCUCAGAUGAAGAAAAGUGUGAAGAGACAGUGACUGAGAUAAAGAAGUUGCAAGAAAAAUUCUUUGCAGAAGAAGUUUCAGGAAAGGUGACUAGUUUGUCACGGAACUUAGGUAUCUUUGUAGACGAAGAUGGGAUCUUAAGAUGUAAAGGAAGAUUCGCAAAUGCUAAUUUAUCCUAUGAUAAGAGAUAUCCCAUUCUGAUUCCUAAGAAAUCACCCUUCACAACCCAGAUAAUACUUAAGACGCAUAGAGACAACUACCAUGUUGGGGUCCCACACACGCUAAGUAUAUUACGCGAAAAGUAUUGGAUCCCUCAUGGGCGAGCCCAAGUACAGAAAGCUCUGAAGAGAUGUUCGCAGUGUGAGAAGUAUUCUGGAGGUCCUUACAAACUGCCACCACCACCUGCACUACCCAGUGAAAGGGUUAAUUAUAGCUCUCCAUUUACCUUUACUGGAUUAGACUACCUGGGUCCAGUAUUAGUGGAAACAAAUACUGGCAGAGAAAAACGAUGGAUUUGUCUUAUGACAUGUCUAGCAGUUCGUGCUGUACAUUUGGAGUUGGUCAAGGCUUUGACGGCUGAGGAGUGCUUGCUAGCGAUACGCCGGUUCGUGGCGGCUAGAGGAUCACCUAAAGUAUUGAUAUCUGACAAUGCACUACAGUUCAAGCUAACAAGUGAAGUACUAAUCCAUUCAUACUGCCAGGAGAAACACAUCAAGUGGAAAUUCAUCACGCAGCUUGCACCCUGGCAAGGCGGCUUUUACGAAAGAUUAGUUGCACUGGUAAAGCAUUGUUUAAAGCGCACACUUGAUAAGCAUUUAUUAACAGACGGUCAAAUGCAUACAGUAGUAAAGGAGAUUGAGGCUGUAUUGAACACAAGACCUUUGACUGUAGUGGGUUCUGACCCAGAGGGAGUGCUACGACCAGCUGAUUUUCUGUCUCUAGGUCAGUGUCUAGAAAUAAACCCAGAACUUGGUGAGGGCACCUCACAAGGCACCAAUACUAAAGUCGACUUGGUUGAAGGCUGGAAGAGAGGUCAGAGGAUUCUUAACGAGUAUAAAGAGAUGUUCACCAAUCAGUACCUACCGAGUCUGCGGGAAAGAUUCAGCCAUUCUCAUAAACAACAGCGAGUGAUUUCAAAGAAGUCGCCUGAAGUCGGUGACAUUGUACAAAUUAAGAACGAUUCCAAAAAUAGAAUCAAUUGGAAGGUUGGUAGAAUCUCAAGUUUAAUCCGAAGCCGUGAUGGUGAAUGCCGAGCAGCCAAAGUGGUAGUUGGGAAUACAGAGUUUACGAGAUCCAUAGCCCAUCUGUAUCCGUUAGAGUCUGAGACAUACGGCCCAAUAGAUUAUGCACAACUACCAUUACAAGAAAACGAGAUGGCAGAGACACCAAAUGAGCACAUGGAGAUGGUUGAAACUAUGGAACCCAUAAGAGUAUCAGAAACGAUAGUGUCACCCGAGCCCGAGAUGGAAAUUGAUGAGCUAACAAUCCCUACUGAAUCGGUAACCGAGAAAGAAGUUUCUGUGUUAGAUUCUGAAAGUAGUCCUACGCAAACUGAGCAAGCUCCCGCUGCUGAUACAUACGAGGCAGAAGUGAGAGAGCCAAGAGUUAUGGAAGAACGGCCAGAGGAGGCGACAAGAGUAAGGCGGAACGCUGCCAUUUGGGCUAGAGAACGAAUAGCCGAAUGGACGCGUCAGCUAAUGACGCUACUUAUGUAAUUUUUUCGCCCUCGGGAGUGUCGCGGAGAUCGCGAAGUCUGUUAUUGUGGUAUGUAUCCUAUCUGUCACUCUUAGCGUACUUUUCACUGGUAACACUGGCGAUCGAGGUCGGCCAGUGUUAUAGGUGACGGUGG
Messenger RNA from Cydia strobilella, 5768 nucleotides. RefSeq lists its product as uncharacterized. The transcript has 2 exons. Gene Ontology annotation, molecular function: nucleic acid binding. Gene Ontology annotation, biological process: DNA integration. NCBI's taxonomy places the organism in Eukaryota, Metazoa, Arthropoda, Insecta, Lepidoptera, Tortricidae. Bases 1594 to 5634 code for a protein of 1346 amino acids. The record is from RefSeq and is a predicted model, not a curated record.